AUGAGUUCUGAUGUGGAAAUGGCCAUCUUUGGAGAAGCUGCUCCCUAUCUCCGAAAACCAGAGAAGGAAAGAAUCGAGGCCCAAAAUCGCCCUUUUGAUUCUAAGAAAGCAUGCUUUAUAGUAGAUGACAAAGAAAUGUAUGUGAAAGGUAUGAUCGAGAGCAGAGAGAAUGAUGAAGUCAUAGUCAAGACCCUAGAUGACAGAACUGUCACUUUGAACAAUGAUCAAGUCUUUCCCAUGAACCCUCCCAAAUUUGACAAGAUUGAGGACAUGGCCAUGAUGACUCACCUACAUGAGCCUGCUGUCUUGUAUAACCUCAAAGAGCGCUAUUCAGCCUGGAUGAUCUAUACCUACUCAGGCCUCUUCUGUGUCACUGUCAAUCCCUACAAGUGGCUGCCAGUGUAUAACCCAGAGGUGGUGGCUGCCUACAGGGGCAAAAAGCGGCAGGAGGCCCCUCCCCACAUCUUCUCCAUCUCUGACAAUGCCUAUCAGUUCAUGCUAACUGAUCGGGACAACCAAUCUAUCCUCAUCACUGGAGAAUCUGGCGCUGGGAAGACGGUGAAUACCAAGAGGGUGAUCCAGUACUUUGCAACAAUCGCAGUGACCGGGGAGAAGAAGAAGGAGCAGCAGCCUGGGAAGAUGCAGGGAAACUUGGAAGAUCAAAUCAUCCAGGCAAAUCCCCUUCUGGAAGCCUUUGGAAAUGCCAAGACUGUGAGAAAUGACAAUUCUUCACGCUUUGGGAAAUUCAUUAGGAUUCACUUUGGAGCCACAGGAAAACUGGCCUCUGCUGACAUUGAAACCUAUCUCUUGGAAAAAUCCAGAGUGACAUUUCAGCUGUCCAGUGAGAGAAGCUAUCACAUUUUUUACCAAAUCAUGUCCAAUAAGAAGCCAGAGCUCAUUGACCUGCUUCUCAUUUCAACCAACCCCUAUGACUUUCCCUUUGUGAGUCAGGGAGAGCUCACAGUGGCAAGCAUCAAUGACGGUGAAGAGCUGUUGGCCACAGAUAAUGCCAUAGACAUCCUGGGCUUUAGCUCAGAAGAGAAAAUUGGAAUCUACAAGCUGACAGGGGCUGUGAUGCAUUAUGGGAACAUGAAGUUCAAGCAGAAGCAGCGAGAAGAGCAGGCAGAGCCCGAUGGUACUGAAGUGGCUGAUAAAGCUGGAUACCUUAUGGGUCUGAAUUCUGCUGAAAUGCUUAAAGGUUUGUGCUGUCCAAGGGUGAAAGUCGGAAAUGAAUUUGUGACGAAAGGACAAAAUGUCCAGCAGGUAAUUAAUUCUGUGGGUGCCCUGGCCAAAGCUGUCUACGAGAAGAUGUUCCUGUGGAUGGUCGCUCGCAUCAACCAGCAGCUGGACACCAAGCAGCCCAGACAGUACUUCAUUGGAGUCCUGGACAUUGCUGGCUUUGAGAUCUUCGAUUUCAACAGCCUGGAGCAGCUGUGCAUCAACUUCACCAAUGAGAAACUGCAACAGUUCUUCAACCACCACAUGUUCGUGCUGGAGCAGGAGGAGUACAAGAAGGAAGGCAUUGAGUGGGAGUUCAUUGACUUUGGGAUGGACCUGGCUGCCUGCAUUGAGCUCAUUGAGAAGCCAAUGGGCAUUUUCUCCAUCCUGGAAGAAGAAUGUAUGUUCCCCAAGGCAACAGACGCAUCUUUCAAGAACAAGCUGUAUGACCAGCACCUUGGCAAAUCCAACAACUUCCAGAAACCCAAGCCUGCCAAAGGGAAGGCUGAGGCCCAUUUCUCCCUCGUGCACUAUGCUGGCACUGUGGACUACAACAUUGCAGGCUGGCUAGACAAAAACAAAGACCCUCUGAAUGAGACCGUGGUUGGGCUAUACCAGAAAUCCUCACUAAAGUUGCUUUCUUUCCUUUUCUCCAGCUAUUCUGGUGCAGAAUCAGGUGACUCUGGAGGCAGUAAGAAGGGCGGGAAAAAGAAGGGAUCUUCCUUUCAAACUGUAUCUGCUGUGUUUAGGGAGAAUUUAAACAAGUUGAUGACGAAUCUGAGGAGCACUCACCCUCACUUUGUACGCUGUAUAAUUCCCAAUGAGACAAAGACUCCUGGUGAGAUGGACCAUUACUUGGUCAUGCAUCAGCUGCGAUGUAAUGGGGUGUUGGAGGGCAUUCGAAUUUGCAGGAAAGGAUUCCCCAGCAGGAUCCUCUAUGCAGACUUUAAACAACGGUACAGGAUCCUCAACGCCAGUGCUAUCCCUGAAGGGCAAUUUAUUGACAGCAAGAAUGCCUCUGAAAAGCUUCUUUCUUCCAUCGAUGUGGAUCAUGAACAAUAUAGAUUUGGUCACACCAAGGUGUUUUUCAAAGCUGGUCUUCUGGGGUUGUUGGAAGAGAUGAGAGACGAGAAGUUAGUGAUUCUCAUCACCCGUACCCAGGCUCUGUGCAGAGGCUACCUAAUGCGAGUGGAAUUAAAGAAGAUGGUAGCAAGGAGAGAUUCCAUCUUUUGCAUCCAGUACAACAUUCGAGCAUUCAUGAAUGUCAAGCAUUGGCCCUGGAUGAAUCUAUUCUUCAAAAUCAAACCCCUUCUCAAGAGUGCAGAAGCUGAGAAGGAGAUGGCCACCAUGAAGCAAGACUUUGAGAAAGCCAAGGAAGACUUAGCCAAAUCUGAAGCUAAAAGGAAAGAGCUGGAGGAGAAAAUGGUCUCCUUGCUACAGGAAAAGAAUGAUCUUCAGCUUCAGGUCCAGUCUGAAACUGAAAAUCUGAUGAAUGCCGAAGAGAGAUGUGAGGGGCUAAUUAAGAGCAAGAUCCAACUGGAAGCUAAAAUUAAAGAGCUAAGUGAGAGACUGGAGGAGGAGGAAGACACAAAUUCUGAAUUAGUUGCCAAGAAAAGGAAAUUGGAAGAUGAAUGCUCAUCGCUCAAGAAAGACAUCGAUGACCUAGAACUGACCCUGACUAAAGUAGAAAAAGAGAAGCACGCAACAGAGAACAAGGUGAAGAAUCUUUCUGAGGAGAUGACGGCUCUAGAAGCAAAUAUUUCUCAAUUAAACAAAGAAAAGAAGUCUCUCCAGGAUGCCCAUCAGCAAACCGUAGAUGAUUUACAGGCUGAAGAAGACAAAGUCAACAGUCUGAUCAAAAUGAAAGUUAAACUUGAACAGCAAGUAGAUGAUCUAGAGGGUUCUUUGGAACAGGAAAAGAAGCUCCGAGCAGAACUAGAACGAACAAAGAGGAAGCUUGAGGGGGAUGUGAAGCUAUCCCAGGAAUCUGUCAUGGACUUAGAAAACAACAAACAACAAAAUGAGGAAAAAAUGAAAAAGAAAGAAUUUGAAAUCAGUCAGUUACAAAGCAGAGUUGAGGACGAGCAGGUACAGAGUUUGCAUUUGCAGAAGAAGAUUAAGGAGUUACAGGCUCGUAUAGAAGAAGUGGAGGAGGAAAUUGAAGCUGAGCAUACACUUCGAGGAAGGAUUGAGAGGCAGCGCGCGGAUCUCUCUAGGGAGCUCGAGGAGAUCAGCGAGCGCCUGGAACAAGCUGGCGGGGCCACUUCGGCUCAGGUGGAGUUGAACAAGAAGCGAGAGACCGAAUUCCAGAAGCUGCGGAGGGACUUCGAAGAGACCACCUUGCAGCAUGAGGCUACCGUGGCUGCCCUCCGCAAGAAGCACGCGGACAGCGUGGCAGAGCUCCAGGAGCAAAUCGACAACCUGCAGAGGGUCAAGCAGAAACUGGAGAAGGAGAAGAGUGAAUUGAAGAUGGAGGUCGACGACCUUGCCAGCAAUGUAGAAAGCCUCUCCAAAUCUAAGAGCAACAUAGAAAAAAUGUACCGGACCCUAGAAGAUCAGUUCAGUGAAGUCAGUGCAAAGGAUGACCAACAGACACAACUGAUCCAUGAUCUGAAUAUGCAGAAAGCACAGAUGCAGACCCAAAAUGGUGAGCUCAACCAUCAACUGGAAGAGAAGGAGUCUCUGGUUUCACAGCUGACCAAAGGCAAACAGGCAAUAACCCAUCAACUAGAGGAAGUGAAGAGACAACUAGAAGAAGAAACCAAGGCCAAGAAUGCUCUUGCCCAUGCACUGCAGGCUUCCCGUCACAACUUUGACUUGUUAAGAGAACAGUAUGAAGAAGAACAGGAAGCUAAAGCUGAACUCCAGAGGGUCAUGUCCAGAGCCAACAAUGAAGUGGCCCAGUGGAGGAACAAAUAUGAGACUGAUGCCAUACAACGUACAGAAGAACUGGAAGAGGCUAAGAAAAAACUAGCCCAGCGGCUCCAGGAGGCUGAAGAAAAUAUUGAGACUGUAAACUCCAAAUGUUCCUCUUUGGAGAAAACCAAACAGAGGCUUCAGGGAGAAGUGGAUGACCUUAUGCUUGAUUUGGAAAGAUCUAACAUUGCCUGUGCUGCUCUGGACAAGAAACAGAGGAACUUCGAUAAGGUCCUUGCAGAAUGGAAGCAAAAGCUUGAGGAGAACCAAGCAGAGCUGGAAUCUGCUCAGAAAGAAUCUCGAUCCUUGAGCACUGAACUUUUCAAAAUGAAAAAUGCCUAUGAGGAAGUGCUAGACCAGUUAGAGACCAUGAAAAGGGAAAACAAGAACCUACACGAGGAGAUUUCUGAUUUAAACGAGCUGAUUGCAGAAAAGAGCAAGAAUAUGAAGGAAAUGGAGAAGACCAAGAAGCAAGUUGAACAAGAAAAGUCAGAUCUCCAGGCUUCUUUAGAAGAGGCUGAGGGCUCCUUGGAACAUGAAGAAAGCAAAGUCUUGCGUAUCCAGCUAGAGCUGAACCAGGUAAAAUCUGAGAUUGACCGGAAGGUCACUGAAAAGGAUGAGGAAAUUGAGCAGCUAAAAAGAAACAGCCAGAGAAUGGCAGAGUCCAUGCAGAGCAUGUUGGAUGCUGAGAUCAGGAGCAGAAAUGAUGCCCUGAGGCUUAAGAAAAAAAUGGAAGGAGACCUGAAUGAAAUGGAGAUUCAGUUGGGCCGGGCUAACCGCCAGGUGGCUGAAACCCAGAAACACCUGCGUACCUUCCAAGGUCAGCUCAAGGAUUCUCAGCUGCAACUGGACGAUGCUCUGAGGGACAACAGUAACUUGAAGGAGCAGCUGGCCCUUGUGGAACGCAGGAACAGUCUCCUGGUGGAGGAGCUUGAUGAGAUGAAAGUGGCCUUGGAGCAAACUGAUAGGACACGCAGACUGUCUGAACAGGAGCUGCUGGAUUCAAGUGAACGGGUGCAACUCCUACACACCCAGAAUGCCAGCCUCAUAAACACAAAGAAGAAGCUGGAGGCUGACAUAGCUGAGUACCAGAAGGAAGUGGAAAACUCUGUACAGGAGGCUCGGAAUGCAGAGGAGAAGGCCAAAAAAGCUAUCACAGAUGCAGCCAUGAUGGCUGAGGAGCUGAAGAAGGAGCAGGACACCAGCGCCCACCUGGAGCGGAUGAAGAAGAACCUGGAGCAGACCGUGAAGGACUUGCAGCACCGCCUGGAUGAAGCUGAGCAGCUGGCCCUGAAAGGAGGAAAGAAGCAGAUCCAGAAACUGGAGAAUAGGGUUCACGAGCUGGAAAAUGAGCUUGAUGCUGAGCAGAAGAGAGGAGCUGAAGCCACCAAAGGGGCCCACAAAUAUGAACGGAAAGUCAAAGAAAUUACUUACCAGGCUGAGGAAGAUCGUAAGAAUGUCCUCAGGCUCCAGGACCUGGUAGACAAGCUACAGGCCAAAGUGAAGUCAUAUAAGAGACAAGCAGAGGAGGCUGAGGAGCAGGCCAACACUCAGUUAACAAGGUGCAGGAGAGUUCAGCAUGAACUGGAGGAAGCUGAGGAGAGGGCUGACAUUGCGGAGUCACAGGUCAAUAAGCUGAGAGCCAAGAGUCAAGACGCAGGGUGCCAGGUUGGUGCAUAG
Molecule: messenger RNA, 5814 nt
Organism: Trichosurus vulpecula (common brushtail)
Lineage: Eukaryota; Metazoa; Chordata; Mammalia; Diprotodontia; Phalangeridae
Product: myosin-13
Exons: 38
Coding region: 1-5814 (1937 amino acids)
Cellular component (GO): myosin complex
Molecular function (GO): cytoskeletal motor activity; ATP binding; actin filament binding
Source: RefSeq, a predicted model, not a curated record